Panicum virgatum (switchgrass) is the source of this 1299-nucleotide messenger RNA. RefSeq lists its product as uncharacterized. The record is from RefSeq and is a predicted model, not a curated record. Gene Ontology annotation, biological process: protein ubiquitination; modification-dependent protein catabolic process. Gene Ontology annotation, cellular component: cytoplasm; nucleus. Bases 108 to 977 code for a protein of 289 amino acids. The transcript is spliced from 2 exons. Gene Ontology annotation, molecular function: ubiquitin protein ligase binding; protein tag activity. Lineage: Eukaryota; Viridiplantae; Streptophyta; Magnoliopsida; Poales; Poaceae.
CAUAUCAUCACCACCAAAAUUUUCGAGGAAAGACGGAGAGAUACUCAUAGCACAAUCCUACCAGCAUUAAUUAGUGCCUUGCCGCUGAAAAACAUUAAGAAUCGCAGAUGGGCACCAUCACGUGCGAGCUGGAAUCGUCGUACGCCGCCACGGCCGGCGCCGGCAAGGUCAAGCUAGACGGCAAGUUCGGCGUCCCGCCGCCCGAGCAUGGCUGGUUCGCCUUCGCCGGCACCGGCAAGGGCAGGCGGCUCGGGGACGGCGGCCGGUUCCUUCGUCGUAGAACCAGCGGCGGCGGCGGCGGCGGCGGCAUGCAGGUCUUCGUGAGGACCCUGGGCGGGAGGAGCCUGGCCCUGGACGUGAGCCCGUCCGACACCGUCGACGUGGUGAAGGCCAGGGUCCAGGCGAGGGAGCGCGUCGCGGCGGCGGACCAGCGCCUCGUCUUCGCCGGGAGGGAGCUCAGCGACGGCCGCCGCACCCUCGCCGAGUACGGCGUCGGGAAGGAGGCCAACCUGUUCCUCCACCGCCGCCUCCGCGGCGGCGCCGGCGGCUCGCGCCGGGCAACGACGACGGCCGCCGGCGUCCUCGCUACCGUGGUCGCGGUCGGCGCGGCGCUCGCCUACUUCCCGGUCCCAGCUGCUGCGGCGGCGGCGGCAGGCGGCGGCGGCAUGACCCUGUCCCUCGCCUUCCUCCUCCUCGCGUGGGCGCUCGCCAUGGCCGGAGUGAACCUGAUCACGGCCGGCGUCUUGCUGAUCGGCAGAGCCGGGACUGUCCGGUGCACCGUGCAGUCCGUCGAGCACAGCAAGGUUUUCUCCUUUGUCCGUCGGAACCUCGCCAUGCUUGGGGUUGCGGCUGCCUCGUCGGCGGGGACAGGAGUCGUCGUCAGCGCCGGUAACCGGGCACUCUGUUUCGUUAGCUUUGUUCUGUUCCUGGUCGCCAUGUCUCUCGUUACCAUCGGCGUAGCGAGCUGUGCUCGCUGACGAGCUUUGGACGCUGAGUUGCUCGUCGUUGAUGCUGAAUUGCUUAUGGUUUCCUAAGCCUUUGUGUAAGAAUAAUUGAGGCAGGAAGAAUUUGCGUGAUCUUUGUUUCUCUUCCAAUAGGUCAAGCUCUGCAGUGUUUAAUAUUUUUUUGUAAAAGAGUAUAUAUACGUGGUUUGCAUCUCAGCUUGUCUGCGACAUAUGAGUGAAGGGGAUGUUUGGCUGCAAAGAUUUAUAAUUUGGCUAGACUAUGUUUAAAGGAGAUUGUUAGAUUUAGUUCCACGACCAAAAUUUAUGAAAAUCUAUGGCGAGGAAGUACAACAUA